This is a messenger RNA of Penicillium verrucosum, 726 nucleotides long. RefSeq lists its product as uncharacterized. The coding region runs from base 1 to 726 and encodes 241 amino acids. The record is from RefSeq and is a predicted model, not a curated record. NCBI's taxonomy places the organism in Eukaryota, Fungi, Ascomycota, Eurotiomycetes, Eurotiales, Aspergillaceae. The transcript has a single exon.
AUGGGCAAUAAGGUCUCCGCAGUGCACGGCGUGAAGUCAGACCAUUUCUACGACCAAGGCAACGCCGUCAACGAGAUCUGGGUCGGCGACGUUGAAGUCAUCUCACGUUUACCCUUCGGCGAUUCCGACCUCGAGCAAGCCGGCUGGCCCAAGGGAGACUACCCAAAGAUCCCGUGGCAUCAUUUUAUCAUCCCCAUGCAAAAGCGGGACGAAUCUAGCAACACGACUACCAACCCUUCCUCGUUGGCUAUGGAUCCGACUCCUCACACUUGUCCAAGCUGGCUACCAGACCAUGGGUACCUGGGCAUGUACACGAGAAUCCACCCAGAUGCGGCGUCCUUCAUUGGAGCUUUGUUCCUUACGUUCGCUCUCCUUCUGUGGAUGUAUUUUACGGCCAGACUCAACCGGGCUUUCAGGACAUGGCAAUGUGUGCGGGAGGCAUCACUUCGCACCCCAGAUACGGUCGCGGUCAGGCGCAAGGCUAACGGUGACCUUUGGAUUCGCAUCGGUCAAGCAUACAUUGUGUUUGUUCUCUCCAUCCUCUGCUUGGUGCUGGGAUUGCCGGCGACCGCUGCUGGCGCAAGGAAAAUAGAUGCUGCGACCUUCGUUUUGUCUAAUGGGAUUUGGGGUGGCAUUGGUGCCAUUAUCGGUGGCCUCAUCAUUUACCCCUUAGGCUUCUGGUGGGAUGCGAGAAAGAUACAACCUGUGACGAGCGACGAGCCGUGA